Molecule: messenger RNA, 1953 nt
Organism: Pocillopora damicornis (cauliflower coral)
Lineage: Eukaryota; Metazoa; Cnidaria; Anthozoa; Scleractinia; Pocilloporidae
Product: methylcrotonoyl-CoA carboxylase beta chain, mitochondrial
Biological process (GO): L-leucine catabolic process
Cellular component (GO): methylcrotonoyl-CoA carboxylase complex; mitochondrion
Molecular function (GO): methylcrotonoyl-CoA carboxylase activity
Source: RefSeq, a predicted model, not a curated record
ACCAAGAUGGCGCCUAUGAAUCAGUUUUUUCCAAAUCCAAUAAUUUAUAAGAUAUCGUUCAUGGAUUGAAUUUUUGUGAAAAUCGAGUGGAUUCAUCACCUCAAAUAAGAGAGAGAUUAUUCCUCUACAAGGAUUUACUGGCUCACUUCGUUGUGAUUUUCCUUUGAUUUUCGACGAUACUAUGUCUAAUAGUGUUUUUUACGGGACAUCUCGCUUACGUGGAAUAUCAUCGCGACUCGCAGGAUCACUUUUGUCUAACUCUGCAUGGGCUAAACCAGUAUCAAAUUUUCCUAACUUUAAAGUUAUUGACGGCUACGUCGAUAGAAAUAGUCCAGCGUUUUUAUCAAAGCUAACUCAACAAACUGAGAUUCUUAAAUCGUUUAAAGAAUUUACAAAUAUUGCGUUGCUGGGUGGUGGUGAGAAAGCAAUUGAGCGGCACACGAAGAGGAACAAAAAGCUUUUAGUUCGAGAGAGACUUAGUAAACUAUUGGAUGACGGAACUGACUUUCUUGAGUUGUCACAAUUCGCCGGGCUUGAUCUUGAAUAUGGCAACGUGCCAAGCGCAGGAGUGGUGUCAGGAAUUGGACAAGUUGCAGGACAGUUGUGUGUCAUCGUUGCUAAUGAUGCCACAGUAAAAGGUGGAACUAUUUACCCUAUUGCAGUUAAGAAGCAGCUCAGGGCUCAAGAAAUUGCAGAAGUGAACAAGCUUCCUUGUAUUUUUCUGAUGGAUUCAGGAGGAGCAUUUCUUCCAUUGCAGGCUGACAUAUUCCCAGAAACUGGAGGGCGUGUGUUUUAUAAUGAGGCUGUGAUGUCAAUGAAUGCAGUUCCAACUAUUUGUGUGGUGUGUGGAUCUUGUACAGCUGGUGCUGCAUAUGUACCCACAAUGGCAGAUGAAGCUGUUAUUGUGGACAAAAUUGGUACAAUCUUCCUUGGUGGCCCUCCGCUAGUAAAGGCUGCUACUGGGGAAGUUGUCAGUGCAGAGGAACUAGGCGGGGCUUUGAUGCACUCCAGUGUCAGUGGAUGUACAGAUCAUUUUGAAGCUGAUGAAGACAGUGCAAUGGAAACAACAAGAAAUAUUGUAGCCACGCUAAAUAGAGAGCAGUGGGUUACUUCAUCAGAUGUACAAGCUCCUUUGUUUGAUAGCGAUGAUCUUUUAGCCCUUGCACUAUAUGACAAUACACAAUUUCCUAUGUAUGAGAUAUUAGCAAGACUUGUUGAUGGAAGCCAGUUCCAGGAGUUUAAAACCAGAUUUGGACCAGAACUAAUCACAGGAUUUGCUCGUGUUCAUGGGUACUUGGUCGGAAUUAUCGCAAAUAAUGGUGAAUUAACAUCUCAAGCGUCUUUGAAGGGCACGCAUUUUGUGGAGUUGUGUUGUCAGCGGAACGUCCCUCUCUUGUUCCUUCAAAACACUUUGCCUCAGACUCACGCCGGUUUACCCGUAGAGAACAGCGCCUGUUUGAUCAAAGAUCAAGCAAAACUGAUGUCAGCGGUAGCCUGUGCUCAGGUACCAAAGAUAACUGUCAUCAUGAAGGGCAGUUACGGACCGAGCAGUUACGCAAUGUGUGGUCGUUCUUUUAAUCCGCGUUUCUUAUUUACAUGGCCCACGGCACAAGUUGCCAUGGAUACAGUGGAGGACAUGGUUUCCAUGUGUUGUGCAGAGCGCGAAGCAGAAGACGAUAGUUUGGACGAAGAGAAACUCGUGGCAUUGAAGGAAAAGCUCAGUAACAAGUUUGAAAAAGAAUCAAAUGGUUACUACGGAAGUGCUCGUCUAUGGGAUGAUGGUGUUAUUCUACCUCAAGACACAAGGAAGGUUCUGGGUCAGAGUUUACGCGCAGCGCUCUCCUCAUUCCCUCGCGGACAAGGCAGCAAUUUUGGCGUCUUUAGAAUGUGACACUAAAUUCAACUCUUACUAUUUAAGGGCAUAGGUUAGUCAAGUAGUUAUCACAUUUAGCU